AUGAAAUUCACUUGCAGGAACAACUUUAUUUAUAAGCCUGUUCUGCUUCUGUUAUGUUUAACCUUCGAUGCUUGUAUCUCCAUGGCGUCUCAUGUUAUCUCUGCAGGCCAAUCUCUUUCUGGGAACCAGACAAUUACCUCUCCAAGUGGCAUUUUUGAGCUGGGUUUCUUCACACCAGGUAACUCUCAAAACUAUUAUAUUGGGAUAUGGUACAAAAAACUACCCCCUCAAACAGUAGUUUGGGUGGCAAACAGAAACCAACCUGUUUCUGAUACAUCGUCUUCAACAUUGCAACUCUUCCAAAAUGGAAACUUAACCCUACUGGUCCAAUCCAAAACUGCAAUUUGGUCAACUCAUUCUAUGUCAACGGUUUCUCAUUCCACUGUAGCAAUGCUACUUGACAGUGGGAACUUUGUCAUAACAGAUGCAUUUAAUUCAUCUGUUGUUAUAUGGCAGAGUUUUGAUCACCCAACUGAUACUUGGCUUCCAGGAGGGAAGCUUGGACAUAAUAAGCUUACGAAAGAAAAACUAAGUCUUACUCCAUGGAGAAACCCACAAAAUCCAGCACCUGGCCUCUUUUCUUUUGAGCUAGAACAAAAUGGAACAAGUUUUUGGUUAUUUUGGAAUGGUUCUAAAACUUAUUGGACCAGUGGAUAUUGGACAGGGAAAAUCUUUAGCCUUGUUCCGGAAACAGCAGCAAAUGAUUAUAUUGAAAAUUUCACUUUUGCUUCAAAUGAAAAAGGAAGCUAUUUCACUUAUGCUUCAGCAUAUAACGAUACCUUUAUUAGAUUCAUGCUUGAAAUUACUGGUCAAAUCAAGUUUUAUGUCUGGGGGAAGGGCUUCACACAAUGGACUCUAAUCUGGAUGCGACCAAUUGAGCAAUGCGAUGCUUAUGCUACCUGUGGUGCUUUUAGUAUCUGCAACCAGCAGAAUGCUUCUCUUUGUGGUUGCCUGCCUGGAUUUGAACCCAAAGUCCCAAAAGUUUGGAAAUUAAAAGAUCACUCAAAUGGCUGUCUGAGGAAAACUCCUUUACAGUGCAAUGAUGUCCGAAAUUCCACAUUUCUGGUGAUGCAUGAUAUUCUCUAUCCUGUGAAUUCUGAGUCUUUGACAGCUGAGAACAUUGAUAAAUGUAGAUUAGCAUGUUUAAGAAAUUGUUCGUGCACUGCUUUUGCUUAUGAUAAUCAGUGUCUGAUUUGGAAAGGAGAUCUGCUCAAUGUAAAGCUACUACCAUCUGAAGGUACGGUAGGAAAAGAUUGGCAUCUCCGAGUUGCAGCAUCUGACAAUGAGUAUCAAAAGAUAGGGUCUACCGUUAAGAUAAAGAGGAAGACUACUUGGAUUGUAAUUGGAGUACUUUUAGGUUUCACCUUUAUCUUGACAGUUGUCAUGAUAUUAGUCAGAAGGAGACAGUCAGCAGGAGCAUUAGAGACAGUUGAUGAUUCUUUAGUGUUGUUCAAGUAUAGAGAUUUAAGAAGAGCAACAAAGAACUUCUCAGAAAAACUUGGGGAAGGAGCUUUUGGUUCUGUCUUCAAGGGGGUAUUGCCUGAUUCAACUGCCAUAGCAGUGAAGGAACUUAAAAGUCUGAACCAGGGAGAGAAGCAAUUCCGCAAUGAAGUGAGAACUAUUGGCUCAAUCCAACACAUGAACCUUGUUCGUCUCUGGGGAUUUUGUGCAGAAGCUUCGAAAAGAAUUUUAGUCUAUGAUUACAUGCCGAAUGGUUCUCUUCAAUCUCUCUUGUUUCAAAAGAAUCCGAUAAUCCUAGAUUGGAAGGCCAGAUAUCAUAUUGCAAUCGGCAUUGCCAGAGGCUUGGCUUAUCUCCAUGAGGAUUGUAGAGAGCGUAUCAUACACUGUGACAUUAAGCCUGAGAACAUUUUGUUGGAUGCAGAAUACAACCCGAAACUGGGAGAUUUUGGUCUUGCAAAACUCAUAGGCAGACAAAAUAGCCGGGUUCUAACAACCAUGAGAGGAACUGUAGGCUAUCUAGCACCAGAAUGGUUUUCAGGUGAAGCCAUCACACCCAAAGCUGAUGUCUUUAGCUAUGGCAUGUUGCUGAUUGAGAUUAUUUCAGGAAGAAGAAAUAGACAAGGGUUAGAUGAGGGAUUAGAGAGUUUCUUUCCAAUCCAGGUUGCAAAUAUAGUAACCAAAGGAGAAGAUGUUGUUACCUUGUUAGAUUACAGAUUGGAAGGGCAAGCAGACAAGGAUGAACUAACCCGGGCAUGCAAAGUCGCUUGUUGGUGCAUUCAAGAUGAUGAGAAGGAUAGGCCAAAAAUGAGGGAGGUUGUUCAAAUUCUUCAGGGAGUUUCAGACGUUGGUAUACCUCUAAUCCCACAGUUCCUCCAGCGCCUUAAUGAGAAUCCAAUAGAAGCCAACAGUAGCCAGGAGACAAUUUGCACUUCAGAUUCAUCGGCAUGAUCUGAUGUCUUUUCUGCAUUCAAUCUGAAAUCAGCAACUGUUGUGUGGAAAAUAAAUAAGAAUGCCCCUUUGGCCCUUUGUGAAAGUUCAAACGAGUAAACUCCGUACCUCCUCACGUUUUUAUUCACACCAGCUACAGAAGAUGUGUAUCAUAACAUAAAUUUUCUUAACCUCUAAUCUCUAU
Molecule: messenger RNA, 2593 nt
Organism: Prunus avium (sweet cherry)
Lineage: Eukaryota; Viridiplantae; Streptophyta; Magnoliopsida; Rosales; Rosaceae
Source: RefSeq, a predicted model, not a curated record